Messenger RNA from Gymnodraco acuticeps, 3321 nucleotides. It is a transcript of the gene mitfa, whose product is annotated as melanocyte inducing transcription factor a. Gene Ontology annotation, biological process: regulation of transcription by RNA polymerase II; melanocyte differentiation. Gene Ontology annotation, molecular function: RNA polymerase II cis-regulatory region sequence-specific DNA binding; protein dimerization activity; DNA-binding transcription factor activity, RNA polymerase II-specific. Bases 331 to 1845 code for a protein of 504 amino acids. The record is from RefSeq and is a predicted model, not a curated record. Gene Ontology annotation, cellular component: nucleus. NCBI's taxonomy places the organism in Eukaryota, Metazoa, Chordata, Actinopteri, Perciformes, Bathydraconidae. The transcript is spliced from 10 exons.
AUGCACCAGUAGUUUACAUUAAAAGAAAACGGUCGUCGUCAGGAGUUUAUUGUAUUGCCCCAGGCUGCACAAAUGGAUUUUAUACGAAGAAGGAAGAAGUACAUUUCCAUAGGCUGCCACUAACGGAUGAGAAGCUGCUCAAAGCAUGGGUUAUUUCCAUGAAACGGUCCGAUCCGCCGCUGAAUCAGUACGCACGUGUGUGCAGCGAACACUUUACAAAUGACGAUUAUGUCCACAAAAUGAGGUUUGAUGAGUCUGGAUGCUUGGUUCAAUACAAAACAUCGGAUUUGAAGCCAGGAUCUGUUCCCACAAUAUUCGAUUUCUCAACGUAUGCAGUCGGGAACACCGACCGUCCCAGCACGUCGGCCGCGCAAGACAAUGACAGUGUCAACAAACGUGAAGUUCGAGCCACCAAACGAGUUGCUUCAGCUGCCGAGAGAGAGUGCUCCCCCAGACCUUCAUGGCCUCCACAAGCGCCUCCAGAGUUCCCACCCUCCACCAGCCGUGACGUCACAUGUCCGGCUCCGAGACCAGUCGGCAUUUGCCCAUCGCCAGGGUCAUGAGAGUAGGGAGGAUCGAGAGAGGAGGACCAGGGACCUUCUGUACCACGGAACCCAGCCCACCUGCACGGUCCAUGUCACGCCUCCCAUGGAAGUUAUGAAGGUGCAGUCCCACUUGGAUAAUCCCACCAAGUACCACAUCCAGCAGGCCCAGAGGCAGCAGGUGAGGCAGUACCUCUCCACCUCACUGGGUGGUAAGGCGGGGGGUCAGUGCCCCGGCCAGCCCCCCGAGCACGGCAUGCCUCCCGGGCUCGGCAGCAGCGCCCCCAACAGCCCCAUGGCCCUGCUUACCCUCAGCUCCAACUGUGAGAAAGAGAUGGAUGAUGUCAUUGAUGAUAUUAUUAGCUUGGAGACAAGCUACAAUGAAGAGGUUCUUGGACUUAUGGAUCCAGGAAUGCAAAUGAACAAUCAGCUCCCUGUGUCUGGGAACCUUCUCGAUGUGUACGGCAAUCAAGGACUUCCACUCCCCGGCCUCGACAUCAGCAACUCCUGUCAAUCCAACAUCAAGAGGGAAUACUCAACUCCUGGCAUGAAGCAAGUUCUGGACAAGUCUGACACCUGUGGCAUGUAUGAAAACUACCAAAGGCAAGAAGGCUUCCCAGUAGAGGCUGAAGUCCGUGCUCUAGCCAAAGAGAGACAGAAGAAAGACAACCACAACUUGAUUGAGCGAAGACGGAGGUUCAACAUCAACGAUCGCAUCAAAGAACUGGGAACCUUGAUACCCAAGUCAAAUGAUCCAGACAUGAGAUGGAAUAAGGGCACUAUUCUCAAAGCAUCAGUGGACUAUAUCAGGAGGCUACAGCGGGAGCAGCAGAGAGCCAAAGAGCUCGAGUGCAGACAGAGGAAGCUGGAGCAUGCGAACCGCCAUCUUUUGCUUCGUAUACAGGAGUUGGAGAUCCAGGCCCGAGCUCAUGGUCUCACGGUGGUUCCAUCCCCAUCCGUCUGCACAUCAGAUUUGAUGGGCCGAUCCAUUAAACAGGAACCUGCCCUCGGCGAGUGUCCCGCAGAUCUCUAUUUGCACAGCUCGGGUCCUGACAUGUCCCCUCCCACCACACUGGACCUCAACAACGGCACCAUUACAUUCGACCAUAUUCCCUCAGACUCCGGGGACUCUGGGCCCUAUGGAACCUCCAGGGCCUGUAAAAUAAAGGACUUGGUAAGGGACACCCUGUCGCCAAUGUCCCCGAGUGAUCCCCUGCUGUCCUCCAUGUCCCCAGACGGCUCCAACAACGGCAGCAGCAUCCACAGUUGCUCUAGUAUGGAGGAGAAGGACAUUGGUUGUUAGCAUACCAAGACUUUCAAUCCAUAGCAUCCCAUCAAUGAGGCACAGCUAAAGUGACCCAUGACUAAGUGGAUCAAUUCUAUUAUAAACUCUAUUUUUGUCUUGUUUCCAUAUUGUUCUUACUUUUAAUAAUAAUAAUAAUAUACUUUAUUUGUAUAGCACCUUUCAUUCACAAAGCUGCCCAAAGUGCUUUACAGAAAAUACAACAACAAUAUUACAAUAAUAUUAAAAUGAAUACAGAACAAGAUAAACCAUCUACAGUGAUAAUAAAAAAAAGAGAAUUCAAAAUGUAAAAUAAAAGCAAAACAGAAAAAAUACCGUAAAACAUGGACAAUGAUAGUAAGAAAUUAAAAGCCAUAUUAAAAAGGUUUUUAAUUUUCUUUUAAACAUUUCGAGGGAGUUUGCAGUUCUAAGAUCCAUAGUUUUGACCCACUUUUAGCUGAACUCCAUUGCUCUGUUUGUUAAUGUGACUGAGGUUUUUCUCUUCAGUGAUUGUACUGUAUUACAUGUCACUUGUUAGACGCUUUUAUCCAAAGCGACUUACAUACUCAAUACUGUGGGCAAUCCCCACAGGAGCAAUUUAGGGUGAAGUGUCUCAGGGACACAACGACACGCUGACUGCAGUGGGGUUUGAACCUGUGCUCCCCCUGAUCCGAACACCAAUACACUAGGCCACUGCGCCCCCACCCCUUGUAUUUUGACAUUGUUCUGAUCUUUAUGCUGUAUAGAUGGAUAGUUGGCAAAUAUACAAGGUGACAAAUGUGAAGACAAUCAGUGACUUUCAUACUGGGGUUUUCAUAUUUGUCAUGAAUCUGUAUUGAACUAUCCAUCACAAAAGAGAUAACAUACAUAUGUAAAAAUGUCUGAAGUUAAGUUUAAUGCAAAACAGGAUAUGAUAUUACUUUAAACUUCUGAUGACGUAAGAAAAAUGCACAUAACAUUACAAGGUAGUUAAGUUUUAAAGAAUCAAGUAUUACCUUUUACUGCAUAUUACUAUUUUUGAUAUAUUGUUUUAGCCAUGUGUUCUAAAGAAAAGUUGACCACAUGAAAAGGAUUGAUUUUAUUAGAUAUUUUAUUAUUAUCACAAGGUAUUUAUUUAAUUGUUUUCUUUUAUUCAGUGAGAACAAUUUCGUUUUUUGACAUACACAUAUUUUGGGGGAUUUCUCUGAGAAACGUAUCGAAAAAUGUUAAUGAUAAAUAUAAGACAAUAACCCAUUAGUCUGACAAUAGUGGGUACACUUUGGCUCAGGCUACAAAUAUGAAUAAAGAAAUUAAUGGGAAAAAAGUUUACAAAUGACCACAGCACAGACUACAUCGUAACCUUAAGAAGUUGUGACAAGAUACAUCAUAAUACUUUAUUUUUUAUGAAUGCUGCAGAGUGAUAGUAAUUUAGAAUGGGGCAGUUUGGAAAAAAAUGUUUUGUUAAUGUUUGUCAUCUCUUUCUAAUGAUGUAAAUAAAUAAAACAUUUACAAAGCUGA